Molecule: messenger RNA, 1946 nt
Organism: Lycium barbarum (goji berry)
Lineage: Eukaryota; Viridiplantae; Streptophyta; Magnoliopsida; Solanales; Solanaceae
Product: probable amidase At4g34880
Exons: 5
Coding region: 281-1768 (495 amino acids)
Source: RefSeq, a predicted model, not a curated record
GUGAAUCUGCAAAACCUCGUCACGUGUAAGUUCAAAAGGAUUUAAGUUUAAAAUAAUCAUCUCCUAGUCUAUCGGCUCUAUGCUGAGGCUUCAAGCAACAGUUUCAUACGACUCACGAAAUUAUGCACAUGACAACUCUUGCCCAAAACAAACAAACGGGGUGAAAAAAAAAAAAAAAGGUUCAUCUUUGUAUUUUUCACUUGCACAGAGCUCAUACUUUAUAUGAUCCUUGAGCAGUGAAUCAUACAUCUCAAGACUCAAUUUUUAAACUCAAAAAAAGAUGGAAUUAGGCUCCAAUGCUUUCAGGAUUGAAGAAGCCACCAUUGAAGAAAUCCACCAAGCAUUUGCUACAAACAAACUCACAUCGAGAAAUCUCGUUGACUUUUACCUUCACCAAAUUGAAACCCUUAAUCCUCUGCUUCGCGGCAUCAUUGAAGUUAACCCGGACGCUCAGGGGCUAGCUGAUGAGGCUGAUCGAAAGAGAGCUAAUAGUAAUAAAGAAGAAAUUUUUCUAGGGGACUUACAUGGAAUACCUGUACUUGUUAAGGACACGUUUGGGACAAAGGAUAAGUUGAAUACUACUGCUGGUUCUUAUGCUUUGUUGGGAUCUGAAAUGCCACGAGAUGCUGGAGUUGUGGAGAAGUUGAGAAAAGCAGGUGCUAUUGUUUUGGGGAAAGCAAGUAUGAGUGAAUGGUAUAAGUUUCGUUCACUUAGUGGAGUUCCUAAUGGCUGGUGUGCUCGAUCUGGACAAGGAGUGAAUCCUUAUGUUCUCUCCGCGGACCCUUGUGGCUCGAGUAGUGGAUCAGCAAUAUCAGUGGCAGCAAACAUGGUAUCUGUGUCAAUAGGGACAGAGACCCGUGGUUCCAUCUUAUGCCCAGCCAGCUCCAAUGCAGUUGUAGGCAUCAAACCAACCGUUGGACUCACUAGCCGAGCCGGAGUCAUCCCAAUCACUCCUAGACAAGACACUGUUGGACCAAUUGGCAGAACAGUAGCGGAUGCUGUUCAUGUUCUUGAUGCCAUCGUAGGCUUUGACCACAAUGAUGCAGCUGCAACUGGUGCAGCAGCUAAAUUCAUUCCUCCAGGUGGUUAUACUCGAUUCCUGAAAGUAGAUGGAAUUAAGGGUAAGAGAAUUGGAAUAGUGAGGCACCCCUUCUUCAAUUUCACUAAUAAUCCUGCCCUGGCUCAAGUUUUUGAGAAACACAUACAAAAACUCAGGCGACAGGGUGCAUUGUUGGUAGAUAAUGUGAACAUCGCCAACAUUGAGACAAUUUUAGACUUUAAUCUGAGCGGUGAAGCAUCAGCAGUGUUGGCUGAAUUCAAGAUAGCCUUAAAUAAUUAUCUAAAUGAGCUAGUUGGUUCCCCUGUUCGAUCUUUAGCAGAUAUAAUAAUGUUCAAUCAGAAAAAUCCUGAACUGGAGAUGCUAGAGGAAUUUGGUCAAGAUAUAUUUUUGGCUGCUGAAGCAACAAAUGGAAUUGGGGAAACAGAAUUGAAAGCUUUGAGGAAUUUAUCAAGAUUAACAAGAGAUGGAUUUCAAAAGUUGAUGAAAAAGUAUAAGUUGGAUGCAUUGGUGACUGGUGGCCCUGGUGUUGCUGCUGUUCUUGCAAUUGGUGGAUUUCCAGCAAUUAGUAUGCCUGCUGCAUAUGACAAAGGAGUGCCAAUUGGCAUAUGUUUUAGUGGGUUGAAAGGCUCAGAGCCUAAAUUAAUUGAAAUCGCCUAUGGCUUUGAGCAAGCAACCCUAGUUAGAAAGCCUCCUACUUUUUUGCCCUAAAAAGGUAUUAGUAGAAAAACAUGUGCGUAUGUUUCUUUUGUUUUGCUUUAUGUAUUUCUAAUUUGAAAUUAACCGUCCCGACUAAUUGAGGUUUGCAUAAAUGUAUGGACUAUUAAAUGUGACUAGUUGGAUUAGAAUUAAAAGUUGAGGGGUAAAUAUGAAUUUCCUUCACCAUAAA